Messenger RNA from Aphidius gifuensis, 4612 nucleotides. RefSeq names its product transcription elongation regulator 1. The record is from RefSeq and is a predicted model, not a curated record. Gene Ontology annotation, cellular component: nucleus. The transcript is spliced from 13 exons. Lineage: Eukaryota; Metazoa; Arthropoda; Insecta; Hymenoptera; Braconidae. Gene Ontology annotation, molecular function: transcription coregulator activity; RNA polymerase binding. Bases 489 to 4388 code for a protein of 1299 amino acids.
AAAUAAAAAAAAAAUAAAUAAAAUAAUAACUUUUUUUUUUGGUGUUUGUGAAUAACCUCACCCCCAAAAACCUCUCUCGUCUUUAACCUUUUUCUUCGUCCCUCUCAAAUCCGGCAUUUUGUUCGCAUCAAAUAGAAAAAAAAAAAAAAAACAUACCAAACAAAAUUAAAAAUAAAUUAUCGUCAUUUGUUUGUGGGGUUGUUAAAAAACAACUAUUGUAAGCAUCAUUAAAAGAUCAACGCGAACAAAAUUGUGUCUAGAAGAAACUCGUUCAUUUUAUUUUUCUCCCAUUCAAUUGUGUUAGUUUUUUUUUCUAUAUAUUUUUGUGUUGACCCUCCUAGAGAGUUGUAUUUUCAUUAGAAAAAAAAAAUAUCACAGAUAAUAAUAGUAAAAAUAAAACCCAUAAAUUUGUGGCAAUGAUUAUUACAAGUUAAUCUUGUAAAAUAAAAUAUUUUUGUGAUCAUUACAAUUGUUGUUGAAUAUUGUUCAUGAUGAUGGAAACAGCAAGUGAGGAGCUUCCUGCUCCACAUCAAGAUGUGCCAGAACAAAAUCCAGAACAAGAACAACAACAACAAUCAUCACAACAACAGCCACCACAACAACAACAACAUCCAAGUGAUGAACCUAUGGAAGAUAAUGAAGAAUACAAUUACGAUGGUGACGAAUAUCGACAACAAUUUACACCAAGAGGUCGAGGUGGCUUUAGUCCACAUGAAAGAAGCGGCUUCGAGUAUGGUAUGCGAGGUGGUGGUGGUAGUGGCGGUCCACCAAGAUUUCGUGGUCGAGGAUUUGGCCCAAGAGGAGGAGGUGGUGCUGGUGGAGGUGGCGGUGGAGGAAGUGGAGGUCAACAACAACAACAACAGCAACAACAACAACAACAAAUGUAUCGUCCAGCAAAUAAUGGUUAUCCUUAUGAAGGUACACCACGUCCAGCUGGUCCACCAGGACAAACUGGAUCACGUUUUCGUGGACCACCAUCAUACGAUCCAAGCUGGGGUCCAAUGGGACCACCAAAUAUGAUGGGAGGACCACCAAAUUUAAUGGGACCACCGGGAAUGGGACCACCACCACACAUGAUGAAUGGUCCAAUGGGUCAAAAUAAUCCUUAUGGACCACCAAUGAAUAAUAUUCCAGGUCAACAAUCACAACAACAACAGCCCAACAAUAUACCAGGUCUGGACCUUAAUGGGGAAGUAUGGGUUGAAACAAAGACAGCUGAAAGCAAGUCUUAUUUUUACAAUAUUCGAUCUAGAGAAACAACGUGGACUAAACCAGAGGGUCCAAAUGUUAAAGUCAUGGUCCAAGAUCAGCUGGAACAAUUGGUACAUGGAGCAUCGAAGCAGCCAGGACGUGAUGGAACUCAAGUUACAGCACCAGGAACAGCAUCAAUGCAACAACAACAAUCACAACAAGUGGCUAUUGGUGAUGGCAGGAUGACAACAAAUAAUGAACAAUCACCAAAUAAUUCAGAAUUAAUUAAUCAAACAACAGCACCACCAGGUACUGGUCCACCACCAAUGUUAACUGAUACAACUGAUACAUUAUUAACACAAAAUCAACAGCCACCAGCUGAACAACAGCAGCAGCAGCAACAACAGCAACAACAACAACAGCAGCAGCAGCAGCAACCACCACCACCUCAAGCAAAUGGUACUGUAGCAUCGCCAAUGGUUAAUGCAAUGCCAGUUGUUAAUACAACAUCAACACCAGCAGUUGCAACAAAUAUGCUUCAACCACCACCAAAUAUGGUACCAAUGCAACAUCGUAUGCCAAAUCAAUAUGGUGCACCAAUGGCAUCACCAUUUACACCAUCACCAUUUGGUAUGCCACCACCUGGUUUUCAAGCAUUUCCAACAUAUGGACCACCACAAACAGCCUGGGGAAUGCCACAAAUGCCACAUACACUUAUGACACAACAAGCACAAACAGAAGAUCCAAUGAUACUUGCACAAUUAGAUGCUGAAAUUGUUGCAAAUGCAAUGGUAUGGACUGAACAUCGUGCACCAGAUGGACGUAUUUAUUUUUAUAAUAGUAAAGCUGGUGAAUCUGUAUGGGAAAAACCACAAGCAAUGAAAGAUUUUGAACAAGCUAAAAUUUCAUUGAGACAAAAAAAUGAUGAUAAUGUUAAUGCUAUGGCUAUUGCUGCUGCUACUGCUGCUGCCGCUGCUGCAGCAGCUGCAGCUGCAUCAACAACAUCAUCAAUUGAUGAUAAACAAUCAGAUAAUGAUACCAAAGAUAAUAGUGGCAAUGGUAAUGAUUUAGAUAAUAAAAAUAAAAAAGAUGAUACACCAAAAGAACCAGCUAAACCACUUGAUAAAUCACGUCCAAUAUCAAGUACACCAGUACCAGGUACACCAUGGUGUGUUGUAUGGACUGGUGAUGGACGUGUUUUUUUUUAUAAUCCAUCAUCAAGAAUAUCUGUAUGGGAAAAACCUGAUGAUUUACUUGGUAGAUCAGAUGUUGAAAAAAUGAUAUCAACUGUUCCUGAGGCAUUAAGUGGAUUAAAAAUUAAUAAAACAACUGAUUCAAGUGAUUCAAGUGAUGAUGAACAACCAACACCAGCUAAAAAAAUUAAACAAGAUGAACCAAAAGUUGAUACACCAAGUGCAACACCAGCUAAAGUUGUUGAAGAACCAGAAGAAGAAAAAGAAGAAAAAAAAACUAUUGACAUUGGCAAAGAAGCUGCUAUUGAGGCAGAAGUUAGAGCUGCUCGUGAACGUGCAAUUGUACCACUUGAUACAAGAAUUAAAUCAUUCAAAGAUAUGCUUGCUGAAAAAGAUGUUUCAGCAUUUAGUACUUGGGAAAAAGAACUUCAUAAAAUUGUUUUUGAUCCUCGAUAUUUGUUGUUAACGUCUAAAGAAAGAAAGCAAGUUUUUGAAAAAUAUGUUAAAGAAAGAGCUGAAGAAGAAAGACGUGAAAAACGUAAUAAAAUGAAAGAAAGAAAAGAACAAUUUCAAAAACUUCUCGAUGAAGCUAAUCUACAUGGAAAAUCAUCAUUCAAUGAUUUUGCACAAAAACAUUCACGUGAUGAACGUUAUAAAAAUGUUGAAAAAAUGCGUGAACGUGAGAGUCUAUUCAAUGAAUAUCUUCUGGAAGUUAGAAAACGUGAAAAAGAUGAAAAAACAUCAAAACGAGAACAGAUAAAAAAGGAUUUCAUUUCAAUGCUGCGUGAACAUAAAGACAUUGAUAGACAUUCACACUGGAGUGAUUGUAAAAAACGUAUUGAAAGUGAUUGGAGAUAUCGUGUUGUUGAUUCAACAAAUACACGUGAAGAUUGGUUUCGUGAUUAUGUACGUUUAUUAAAAGACGAACGUAAAAAAGAUAAAGACAAAGAUAAAGAUCAUCGUCAUCGUGAUAGAGAUAAUCAUAAAUCUGAUAAAAAAGAUAAAGAUAAAAAGGAUAAUGAUAAAUAUAAAGAUAAAUCAACAAAAGAUAAAGACAAAGAAAAAGAUAAAGACAAAGAAUCAUCAUCAUCAUCAACAUCAUCAAAAGAUAGAAAAAGACGUAGUGAAAAUACAAAUGAAGAAAAUGGUAAAGAUUGUAAAAAAUUAUGUGAAAAAGAAGUUGGUGAAAUUUGUGAAGAUAAUGAUGAUAAAGUAACCAAAAAAAUAAAUGAUGAAGAACAUUCGGAUUCUGAGGAGGAUCGUGAAAAAGCUAAACGUGAACGUGAAAAAAGAGCAGAGGCAAGUCUUCGUGAACGUGAACGUGAAGUACAACGAACUCUAGCAACACAUUUACGUGACAGAGAUAAGGAACGACAACAUCAUAGACACACUGAAGCUGUACAACAUUUUAAUGCACUUCUUGCUGACUUGGUAAGAAAUGGAGAUCUUGCUUGGCGUGAAACUAAAAGACAAUUGAGAAAAGAUCAUCGUUGGGAUUUAGCUGAUAGUUUAGAUCGUGAAGAAAAAGAAAGAUUAUUUAAUGAACAUAUAGAACAACUUGGACGUAAAAAACGUGAUAAAUUUCGUGAAUUAUUAGAUGAAGUUGGUGCAUCAACUGAAUUAACAGCAUCAUGGAAAGAUAUUAAAAAAUUAUUAAAAGAUGAUCCAAGAUAUACAAAAUUUUCAUCAAGUGACAGAAAAUGUGAAAAAGAAUUUCGAGAGUAUAUCAAAGAUAAACUAGUUGCAGCAAAAGCUGAUUUUAGAGAACUAUUACAGGAAACAAAGUUGAUUACAGACAAGACAUUUAAAAAAGUACAAGAAAAUAGUUCAUGCUUAACGGAAAUUGAGGAUAUACUUAAAAAAGAUCGUAGAUUUUUAGUACUUGAUGCUGCAGCAAAUGAACGUACUAGAUUAUUAACUGGUUAUCUUGAAGAAUUAGCUCGUAGAGGACCACCACCACCACCAACAGCAUCAGAACCAUCACGUAGACCAACAGCAAAUUAAUAUUGGAAUUAUUAAAAUAUAAUUAAAUACAAAUUGAUAAUGACAUUUAAGUGAACAAAUAUAAUAAAAAUCCAUAGAAGAUUUUUAAAAAAAAAUAUAAUUUCCAAAUAAAUAAAAGUUUAAAACAAUUUAUAAAAAAAUUCACAAUUGUCAUAUUAUUAUAUUACAUAGGAUUCCAUAAUAAAAUGUUUAUUAAUAUUAAUAAAUAAAUAUGAAAAUUUAAA